GGAAGCGUUUCCGGGGGCGUGAGGCGCCGACGGAGGCUGUGGCGGCGGUUACGGCUUGAAACGGGCCUGGCGCCGGCGACGGAAACUGCCUCUCGCGCGGGCUAUGUGGACGCGGAGCCCUUCGCAGCACUGAACAAGAUUUGUGAUGAAAUGGAGCCUGGAACAAAUUCUUUUCGAGUAGAAUUUCCUGAUUUUUCCAGCACCAUUUUGCAGAAGCUAAAUCAGCAGCGCCAGCAAGGACAGUUAUGUGACGUCUCUAUUGUUGUCCAAGGCCACAUUUUCCGGGCACACAAAGCUGUUCUUGCUGCCAGUUCACCCUAUUUUUGUGACCAAGUACUCCUGAAAAACAGCAGGAGGAUUGUUUUACCCGAUGUGAUGAACCCUAGAGUGUUUGAGAACAUCCUCCUUUCGAGUUACACAGGACGCCUGGUGAUGCCUGCUCCCGAAAUUGUUAGUUAUUUAACAGCAGCUAGCUUCCUCCAGAUGUGGCAUGUGGUAGACAAGUGCACAGAGGUGUUAGAGGGAAACCCCACUGUGCUCUGUCAGAAGCUCAACCACGGCAGUGACCACCAGUCCCCCAGCAGCAGCAGUUACAAUGGCCUGGUGGAGAGCUUUGAGUUGGGCUCUGGGGGCCAUGCUGACUUCCCCAAGGCCCAGGAACUGAGGGAUGGCGAGAACGAAGAGGAAAGCACCAAAGACGAGCUGUCAUCUCAACUCACUGAGCACGAGUACCUUCCCAGCAACUCCUCCACCGAGCACGACCGACUGAGCACAGAGAUGGCGAGUCAGGAUGGGGAGGAGGGGGCCAGCGACAGCGCGGAGUUCCACUACACGCGGCCCAUGUACAGCAAGCCCAGCAUCAUGGCGCACAAGCGCUGGAUCCACGUGAAGCCCGAGCGCUUCGAGCAGGCGUGCGAGGGCAUGGAUGUGCACGCCCCCUACGACGAGCACCAGGUCACUGAGUCUAUCAACACCAUGCAGACGGAGCACUCCGUCCAGCCGUCGGGGGUGGAGGAGGACUUCCACAUCGGGGAGAAGAAGGUGGAGGCCGAGUUCGACGAACAGGCGGACGAGAGCAAUUAUGAUGAGCAGGUGGAUUUCUAUGGCUCUUCCAUGGAAGAGUUUGCCGGGGAGAGGUCAGAUGGGAAUUUACUUGGGCACAGACAGGAGGCUGCCCUGGCAGCCGGCUACAGUGAGAAUAUUGAAAUGGUCACGGGGAUCAAAGAGGAAGCUUCCCACUUGGGCUUCUCCGCCACCGACAAGCUUUAUCCCUGUCAGUGUGGGAAGAGUUUCACUCACAAGAGUCAGCGAGACCGACACAUGAGCAUGCACCUCGGCCUUCGGCCAUACGGCUGUGGCGUCUGCGGCAAGAAAUUCAAGAUGAAACAUCAUCUCGUGGGCCACAUGAAAAUCCAUACUGGCAUAAAGCCGUAUGAGUGUAAUAUCUGUGCAAAGAGAUUUAUGUGGCGGGACAGUUUCCAUAGGCAUGUAACUUCUUGUACCAAGUCCUACGAAGCUGCAAAGGCUGAGCAGAAUACAACUGAGGCUAACUAAAAAUAGGGGCUGGCCCUUGAGUGGCAGGCACAAAAAUAAACUAUGGUAAUUAUGCAAAUCUGGGCACAGAUGAUGCGUGCUACUUGCUAUUAUAAGAGAAGCUUAAAAAAAAAAGGAAGAAAGAAAAGGAAGAUAUUUUGGAAAGACCAGCUCUAAGUAGGCCAAUUAAAAAACCUAAUUCCUCAAAUCUGUGUGUUCCAGUUCAGGCCUGGAGUGGGCAAGGGGGGGUGAGUUGACCCACCUCCCAGCUGGCAAGGUAACCCUCUGGGCCCAUUGAGAGUUGGGCAGUGCACAUGGUUCUAGAAAUGCCAGCACUUGGAACUGAACUCCAGUUGACCAGUUCCGUUUUAGGUGGCAGCAGUUUCUGAUCACUUAUUAUAAGGUCAUGCUGAAGUUUUAUUUUGUUCUUACUAUAGAUACUUAAGAUGAUGUGGGGGGGGACUUUUUUUUUUUUACAGCUGCUUUCCUGAAUGAAAUGCUACUUAAUGUAAAAAUGACAAAUAAUGUGAGCCCUCAGAUGCGAAGUUGAUUAACAGAGCUCUCUUUCUGAUUUUGUUCUUUCUAAAGGGUAUUUUCAUUAAAACUAUGGAGCUACUAGAAGCGUGACAUUCUAAAUAUGAAACAAAUAGUGAAUGGUACAAGCUCCCAUUUCUGUCAGAUGCCACUGUCACGAUGUUGUAGACUCUUGAUCAGGCAGAACUUUGUAUCUUCGUAUUAACAUUGAAUUUGAACAGCUGUAUCUCAUUGUAAUUCUCUAGGGUGGCAGAGAUAGG
Molecule: messenger RNA, 2327 nt
Organism: Sorex fumeus (smoky shrew)
Lineage: Eukaryota; Metazoa; Chordata; Mammalia; Eulipotyphla; Soricidae
Product: zinc finger and BTB domain-containing protein 43
Exons: 2
Coding region: 151-1554 (467 amino acids)
Biological process (GO): regulation of transcription by RNA polymerase II
Molecular function (GO): RNA polymerase II cis-regulatory region sequence-specific DNA binding; protein binding; DNA-binding transcription factor activity, RNA polymerase II-specific
Source: RefSeq, a predicted model, not a curated record